AGCCCAUCUCUGCGUGCUUGCUGCCAACUGCGAUGAGCCCAUGUACGUCAUGCUGGUGGAGGCCCUCUGUGCCGAGCAUCAGAUCAAUCUCAUCAAGCAGUCCUGCCGGAGGUGUGAUGGAUGUCAACACCGCUCUCCCUGAAGUGCUCAAGACCGCACUCAUCCACGAUGGCCUGGCCCGAGGUAUCCGUGAGGCUGCCAAGGCUCUGGACAAACGUCAAGCCCAUCUCUGCGUGCUUGCUGCCAACUGCGAUGAGCCCAUGUACGUCAUGCUGGUGGAGGCCCUCUGUGCCGAGCAUCAGAUCAAUCUCAUCAAGCAGUCCUGCCGGAGGUGUGAUGGAUGUCAACACCGCUCUCCCUGAAGUGCUCAAGACCGCACUCAUCCACGAUGGCCUGGCCCGAGGUAUCCGUGAGGCUGCCAAGGCUCUGGACAAACGUCAAGCCCAUCUCUGCGUGCUUGCUGCCAACUGCGAUGAGCCCAUGUACGUCAUGCUGGUGGAGGCCCUCUGUGCCGAGCAUCAGAUCAAUCUCAUCAAG
Pelmatolapia mariae (spotted tilapia) is the source of this 537-nucleotide messenger RNA. RefSeq names its product small ribosomal subunit protein eS12-like. The record is from RefSeq and is a predicted model, not a curated record. NCBI's taxonomy places the organism in Eukaryota, Metazoa, Chordata, Actinopteri, Cichliformes, Cichlidae. Gene Ontology annotation, cellular component: cytosolic small ribosomal subunit; ribosome. Gene Ontology annotation, molecular function: structural constituent of ribosome. Gene Ontology annotation, biological process: translation. The transcript is spliced from 5 exons. Bases 33 to 362 code for a protein of 109 amino acids.